Molecule: messenger RNA, 1549 nt
Organism: Manacus vitellinus (golden-collared manakin)
Lineage: Eukaryota; Metazoa; Chordata; Aves; Passeriformes; Pipridae
Gene: PRIM2
Product: DNA primase subunit 2
Exons: 13
Coding region: 1-1548 (515 amino acids)
Biological process (GO): DNA replication, synthesis of primer
Cellular component (GO): alpha DNA polymerase:primase complex
Source: RefSeq, a predicted model, not a curated record
AUGAGCAUUCGGUGUAGAUGUCCGGACUGUGUAGUUUUGGUUUACACUGGUAGUUUUUACGACCACGUUUCACUUUCUAUGGGUGUUGCGACAUAUUUGAUGUCUCUCAGGACUGCGGUUCAGAUUUCUUUUCAACAUGUUCUCUCUAACACGGACCUUAUCUUUUUUUGCCCAGUGCUCAAAGUAGUUGAAAACCUUGGUGUGAGCUAUGUAAGAAGUACUGAUUCAUACAAAACUAAGCUGGAGAAUGAGCUCCGGAGACUUAAGUUUCCCUACAGAGCUUUGGCUGAGGAUGAUUAUGAGGCAAGAAGAAAAGAUCAUAUCUCUCAUUUCAUACUACGCCUUGCUUACUGCCAGUCUGAGGAUCUCAGGCGUUGGUUUCUUCAGCAAGAAAUGGAUCUCUUCCGGUAUCGCUUCAGCCAACUGACUGAUGGUUUAAUGCAGAAAUUCCUGGAAUAUGUUAAUUUAUCAUUUGAAGCUGUUAGUGAAGACCUGAAAACUGAACUGGCAAAUGAGCUGUGUGCAUCAACUCCUGGCCUCAGUCUGCCUAAAGUAAAAGAACAAAUGUUCUAUAAGGUUGGACUUGCGGAUGCUGUAGAUCUAUUUAGAACCAGAAGAGUAUUUGUUAAAGAUGGCUUUGCAUAUGUGCCGUUUAAGGAGAUUGCUGCGAUUGUUUUGAAUAACUAUAGAACCAAAUUAUCUAAAGCGUUGGCGCUGACAGCGCGAUCGCUACCUUCCAUACAGUCUGAUGAGAGACUACAACCUCUGCUUAAUCAUCUCAGCCAUUCUUAUGUUGGCCCAGAUUACAGCGUCCAAAAGAACACUGGAAAAAUUUCUCUAGAGCAGAUUGAUUCUCUUUCUGUGAAGUCGUUCCCUCUCUGCAUGCGGCAGUUGCACAAAGCGCUGCGCGACAGCCACCACCUCCGUCACGGGGGGCGGAUGCAGUAUGGGCUGUUCCUAAAGGGCAUCGGCCUGACUCUGGAACAGGCACUGGAGUUCUGGAAGAGGGAAUUUAUCAGAGGAAAAGUGGAUGCAGAUAAGUUUGACAAAGGAUAUGCUUACAGCAUUCGCCACAGCUAUGGCAAAGAAGGAAAGAGAACUGAUUAUACCCCAUACAGCUGCAUGAAGAUUAUCAUGUCCAAUCCACCAAGUCAAGGGGAUUAUCAUGGGUGCCCAUUCCGACACAGUGAUCCUGAGCUACUGAAGCAAAAGCUGCAGUCAUACAAGAUCCCUCCCAGUGGAAUAACUCAGAUCCUGGAGUUGGUGAAGGGCAUGCAUUACCAACUGGCCUGUCAGAAGUACUUUGAGUUGACACAUGAGGUUGAUGACAUUGGGUUUUCUUUGAAUCAUCCUAAUCAGUAUUUUACAGAGAGUCAAAGGCUAUUAAGUGGUGGUAGAGAACCAAAGAAGGAAUUAAGUACUUCAGGAAACUCUCAACAAAAAAAUAAUAGUCAGGAAAGCAUGAAUUUGAAUUCAACUCCCACCUCUUCAAAUACAACAGCUGAUACAGAACUGGAGGGACUGGAAGCUUACUUCACUGAAGACUAAG